Epinephelus lanceolatus (giant grouper) is the source of this 7511-nucleotide messenger RNA. It is a transcript of the gene klf13, whose product is annotated as Kruppel like factor 13. The record is from RefSeq and is a predicted model, not a curated record. Gene Ontology annotation, molecular function: RNA polymerase II cis-regulatory region sequence-specific DNA binding; DNA-binding transcription factor activity, RNA polymerase II-specific. NCBI's taxonomy places the organism in Eukaryota, Metazoa, Chordata, Actinopteri, Perciformes, Serranidae. Gene Ontology annotation, biological process: regulation of transcription by RNA polymerase II.
GCUCAGGAGACACACUCACUAUGCUGGAGAGUGUUUGAAGCCGCGAUGGGAGUUAACACAUCCAAGUUUGUAGAGGUCCUGUCACCAGCGUCGUUGCACUAAACAAAGACUUUGGGUUUCUGUUUUUGUUUCUCUCUCUCUGAAAGGGGCUUGUCUGCAUUUUUGUCCGAGGCGUUUUUUUCUCUCUCACACAGGAUGUUGAUGAUAUUGGAAAGCCGGGUAAGAUCAUAAAGUCAGUUCUCUCUGAUGAGAACGACCUCCUCCUCCACCUCAACGCCACCACACAAAGGGAACCACGGAACAAGUUGGGUUUUUUUCUCACGCCAUCAUUUUUCAUUUUUUGAAUGUCACUAAGAAGCAGAGGGGGCUGUUUCAAAGACAAAAUGGAUCACUUUGCAGCAGAGUGCCUUGUUUCAAUGUCCAGUCGUGCAAUUGUUCACGCACCUAAAGGGAAUAGGGAGAUUAAACCAGAAAUCCCGUCCUCCUCCAAGAACGGAGAGGAAAUUAAAGAGCCUUUGGUGAAAGACAACUCCUCUCUUUUUGUGGUGGCGCGGAUCCUGGCGGAUUUUAACCAGCAGACUCCCAACAAUGUUGCCGAGCAGGCAAAAAUAAAGGAUGAGAGCAUGCCGAACCUCAUAGAUGAUGGAAACUCUGCCACACCUACCACCAUCUCCGAUCCUUCGCUCAAACAAAGAGGCAAAAGAUCGCGAGGUCGAACUGAGCAAGAAUCACCUCAGAAAAAGCACAAAUGCCACUAUUCAGGUUGUGAAAAAGUUUAUGGCAAAUCAUCCCACCUCAAAGCUCAUCUAAGGACACACACAGGAGAACGGCCUUUCCCAUGUACCUGGCCCGACUGCAGUAAGAAGUUCGCCCGCUCCGACGAGCUGGCCCGCCACUAUCGCACCCACACGGGGGAGAAGAAGUUCGGGUGCCCGCUUUGCGACAAGCGUUUCAUGCGCAGCGACCACCUCAUGAAGCACGCCCGGCGCCACUCAGAUUUCCAGCCCGGCAUGCUGAAGAGGCCCCACGGCGGCAGCGGCGGCAGCACCACACGUCCCAGCUCCCUCAGCGACUACAGCCGCUCGGAUGCCUCCAGCCCCACCCUCAGCCCCGCCCUCAGCCCAGCCAACUCGCCUUAAACUGAAACCCAGUCGCACUUUCUGCCUCUGACCUGCGAGGCCUAUGUUUUUGUCAUUACACUUGUGUUGCACAGUUGUCAGCAACCCCCCCUCCUUUGCUAUUGCUGCGCUUGCUGUGGUGUACCAUACUGUACAUAACUGCUUAUUGUAGUGCAAUUACUUGUGUGAUCCUAAAAGAAGGUAAUGCCUUUCCCAGAUGGCAAUAUUUACAUUCUGUACCAUAUGUCUGUAUUUUUUUAGCUUCUGAUCAUGGCUAGUUGUCCAAUGUACGUUUGCAGUCAGCUAAACAAGGUUUAGAAGAAAAAAAACAGACACCCUGACAAGUCUUAUCAAAAAUGGGUUUUUUCGUUGUUGUUUUUUGAACAGGUGAGGAGAAGGGGUACACACACACACACACACACCUCAGGAUUGAAGACAGUUGCUAUUUCUGUAAUACCACAGUACUUCACAGUACUCUCAUUGACUGCACAAUAUACUCAUCACUUUACUCUGAAAUUCAACAGGGGUUGAAUUUUACGCCCUGCUCAGGGAUGGCCUUGUUAGCUUGAAAGAAUGAACAUGGUGAAGAGAAACAUACAGUACAUAUAUAGCAGCCUUACACUCAACACAAUUUGCACUCUUUGUUUUUUUGUUGGUUUUCAUGUUUUUUCGAGGAAACUAGCCCUACGGUCAACACGGUCAAACGUACGCAGAACUCAUGUGUUCUCGGGGGGUUCAUAUGUAAUGUAAUUGCUGUCUUUUAACAAUACAAUCCCCAAACCUCCACCUCAGUAAACAAAAUACACCUGCUCCUCCACCGCAGCGUUAAUAUUCGGUUGCCAAUACACUGGGUUAAAUGCGGCUUUCAUUAAACAGCGGUGUGCAGUGUAUACUUUGUAAAUCUGCAUUGCGGGAGGAUCAGGAUUAUAUUUGGGUUUUAUAAGUAUACUCUUUAAAUAGAGACAGUUUCAAAGCAGCUGUUCAUGCUUUUCUUUCUCAAAGCGCUGUAUCAUCAGCUAGUAUUUCACACAAAAUAGUCACAAAGGGACUUCAGUUGAAACAAUGUUUAUCCCUCUCUGAAGCACAUAGGAAAAAGUACCAAAGACAAGAGUGAAUGAAAGCUUUCUAUUCAGUCUUGUAAGCCGCCCUUCAUUGAGGCCUGGGGCUGGUGGUUGGCAGUAUCGCAGGUAGAACCAGACAGCCUGCUCACUUUCCUCCUCCUGGCUCUGCCUUUUGUGGCCUCUUUCGAGGAAACAGCUGCAUCCCACAAGAAGCUAUUCACAGCCCGCAGGAGGAGUGCUAACAUGCCAUUCCUGGGGAAUCCUCCCUCACCCAUCUGGCUCUACCUGUCCUGUCUCUCCGACUCUGCCGAAUUGCAUAAGGUGGCCUAACUCGGGGGAGGUCAAACGCAGGCCAGAGAGUUGGGCCGAGCCGGGCUGAGCUGUGACGUGGUGGAGCGCGGAGGGAACAAAGCGGCUAUCUGCUAUAGACAGGCAAGAGAGGGCAGGUCCUGAUAAAAGAGGAGAGGUUUAUCAUGAGCUGAGCAGCACAGAGGAGGAGACACCCAGUCGCAGACACCCCCCAUCUCCUCCUCUUUUCCCCAACUCCCUUCCUCCCUCCAACUGUAGAAACCGUGAGCGGAUAAAUGGCUGUAAUUAGCGGGUUGAUCCAACCUGUAGGAUAAGAGUAGAAAGAAGUGUAUGAACAACAGUACUACCUAGAUGACGCUAGCAGCGUGGGUGGGAUGUACCCAGCUCCAUCCUAAGCACAGGGAGAAAUCCUCUAUGACUGCUGGGGAGUCAGAUUUCACAAUGCCAAGGAAAACGUCGCUCCAAAUUCCCACUGAUAGAUCCAGAGCUCUCAAACAGCUGCUUUCAAACUUCUCUCUCUGGCAACAGGGGGCGGGGGGGCUUUUAAACUGUUGUAAAAACAUUUGAACCAAAACGAACAUAUCAGCAAAGUGCAGUGCUCACCAGCCUCACGUCGUCCUCCCUGUGAAGCUCAGAUGUCCCGUGAGAAAGCUGACUUGUGUUUCUAGACAGACAUGCCUCAAUAAGUCAGGCAAAAGGCACAGUAAACCUUCCAUGGAAGCGGGCACCACUAUCAAAACUGCUGCAGCCCCGCCAGUCUGUGUUAUGCCUACAUUUUCUUUUAAUGCUUCAGCACUAUACGGCCGGAAAUAGUCUCAUCCAUGUAUUUUGGUCCUGUCAGACCCCUCCAGACUGUUGUCAUCAUGAAUUGCAUGUGCUCGCUUCAUUCUACCGACCGCUCUCGCCCCUGCAGUCCCGUGCUUCACACUAUAUGCAUGUCAAUAACUGCGCCUUGGAAGCGCAGAGGGGUUUUUGAGGCGGUCUGGCAGGUGUAAGAUCAUGAAUGGCUGGCCUUGUCCCUCGUUCUGCACAGCAGCCAUCUCUCUUUAAAGUUGUGAAGAAUCAGCUCCGUCACAUCCUCCAGAAAGAAAACAUCCCUUAUUUAGAUCGAAUGCAGUAGUUUCCUCAAAACACCACAUGUUGAAGAAGAAAAAAAAACAACCCUCUGUAAGAUGUUAAAAUAGUUUCCAGGCUGCAAGAUGACACUUUGAAUGCCACUGAUCAGCAGCUCUUUGUGAAAGAAGCACUGAGAGGGUUUUACAUUUACCAUUUCUGGAAGGAAGAAAUUUCCACAAACAAACUCUUCAAAAAGCUGUUGAGCAGCUUUUUGCAGUGUCCAUCUAUCCAUUUUUUUUUUUUUUUUUUUUUUUUUUUGUUAUAGUCAGUUUUUGACUUUUUUGGUUUGUAGUGUAACGUUCUCUUGCAAAGAAACAUUUCUGAGAAGCUCACCCUCAAGCAGGUUUCACAAAUCACUUCUUAAUCCAUAAUCUGCACAUAUACCUCAGGGUCGACAUCCGCAAAGCAGAUACGGGACAGUUUGUGGAUUUUGUUGUAACAUCAGUUGCUGCACAGAAAUGUCUGCCAGCCUCCCCCCUACCCCCACAUCGGUGUUCCUGGGUGCUUUGUGCUCACUGCUGGUCAGUGUCCGACCACACUGGAAACACAGGAACGCCUCCGUACGGGGCCCCAGCUCCUGCCUAUAAUGUCUUCAUUACACCCUACAGUCCUGCUACGCGCCUUAGUAAGCACUGGGCACUCUGGAGCUCUUUUCAGUGAAACGCCCCUUUAAACACCUUUGACCCUUAGUGUCAGUGGACUUACAGUAGGCAACAGGAAGCUGAAAACAAAGCGACUGUGACAGUGUAAACAUCCCAGUCCAUCCAACCAGACUGCACCGCUGACAUAUAGGCCUCCACAGGCAUGAGUGUCUCAUAACUUUUACUCUCACUGUACCAAAUCUACUUGAAUAAUUCAACACAAAAGGCCAUUGAACACAGUUUUGUACAUGUCCAUUUUUACUGUACUUGCUUUUGUUGUCAAAUAAUUAUUAACCUCUCUGGAGAAAGGUGUAUAGUCUGUUUGAUUUAUGUUGUUUUUUUUUCUAGAUUUUCCAUUGUCUUCAGGUCAUUUCAGCAACUCUUUCGAAUUUAUCACAGCAUUAAGGUUGACUGUUUUUGUCGGGCUGUUUAAAGGCACCAUAUUUUGUUUAUAGAAUGAUGAUUUUUAUCCCUGUUAACAGGGCUCACCCCUUUAAUUAGACACAUCUACUACUCUGUUGAUGUCAGGAUGCAGGUUAUUCCAGUUAGCCUGUCAUCCAAAAAGAUUUUCUCCAAGUCAGAAAAAGGAUUGUUCGGGGUGACGAUAAGAAAAGGAAACCUCCUGACCUCUAUGUUUGACAAUUUCAGACGAAGUGGCUAAUUUUCUUUAUUAUUUAGAUUCUUUUGAACGUUUUCCAUAAGAAUAGAGACCAUGGCAUUGUGAGUUAGCAAUGUAGUCAUAAUUUUAUUAUUGCUUUUUUUUCUGUCUUAUAUAAAAUGCUUGUAUAUUUUUCAAAAAUCAUACCUCUGGAAAUAUUUUUGACUUUCUGUUGUACCUUCAUAUCUUUUCAAGACAUCCAUCAUGUAGCUUACGUUUGCUUGAUGAGUAGCACAAAUAAUCAGUGGUUUUAUUUGUUUCUACUUGAAUGAAGAAGGCAAGAAAGACUUUUUUCUCUGUAAAAACAAACAAACAAACAAAAAAAAAAACACUGGGCUACAUUUUUAUAUAAUCAUCCCAUGUCGUCAGGGUCCUGCACAUCCUUGUAGAUUCAAGAAGUAAUCUUUCCAGGAAAUAAUAAAACCUUUUUUUUUUUUUUAAUUAUUAUUAUUUUAUGUUACAAAAAAUAUUUAAAACACCCCUCCUCUACUGAGCUCCGUAUUUGUCUUAGUUCAACAUUUUCUAUGUGAGGGAUGAUGUCAGCUGUAAAUGACUAUGAAACUUCAGCAUUUUUUAAUCCAACUUUACUAUUGUAAUCCCGGUGAGAUUACAGCUUUCGACAUCUGUCGGAGAAAAAAAAAGGACUUUAAAUAAUGACAAAAUGGAAAAUACAAGGUUCUACGAGAUGCUAACAGUGUACCAGUUAAUAUUUUUUUCUUUCUAAUUGUAAAAAUAUAUUAAAGUGAAUUGGUUGCUGCCUAGUAUGUAAAGAACUAACAAUAAUCUUAUUUAAAAAAAAUUCAUAUUAAUGACAUGAAUAUAUCACUGAUCAGACCGUACAAGCAUGAUCGAUGCAAUUGUGUGCCAAAACUAUAAUGGUAACUUCAUAAAGAUACAAAAGUUGAGGGUGAAAAAAAAAAGCUACUAUCAGACAUUUAACAAACUUGUACAGUUUUAUAAAGUGUGAUAUGUUUUUAUGUAAUGUACAGGAUUUAAUGAAGCAACUCCGCAUAUUUGAUAUGCAAGUGCUCUAAAUUAAAUAUUUCUUUUCUUGCUUUAUGUAAACUUUUUUUUUUUUUUUGAUUGUGUAGCUUUUCAUUUGGUUCUUGUUAUUUAAUUUUUACUUCUUUUUUUUGCUGUACAAUACUCAAGCAAUGUAUAAUGGCUUAUUACAGGUAUUUUUUUGGACAUAAACAAUCUUAAUGAUGACAAACGCCCAACCAUUCCAAAGGAUUGAGAAUUGCAUUUGCUAUAAAUGUGCUGCUUACAUGGACCCGAUGCAUUUUUGUAGGUUAUGAAUAGAAGUCUGUCUUGACUGUGAGGUUUUACACGUUGUGAGUUGUGCACAAGGUACGUUUCUCAUUGUCAGCAUUUCCCAGGUUAAAUCUCUCCUUUCUCCCGCCGCAGGCUCCACGUGUAGGUUAAGCCAAUUCGAAUGAACAAUGUACAUGCAAUAUUUUUAAAGUAUUAUAUGAUAUUUAAAAGUUGAAAGCAUGUCUUCCCUCAUGACGAAGGCCUGAGGCUUGCGGGGAUAAUGUUUUUAGAGGCAGCCAUGACAGGAGAGAGUGGUUCUCGAGCAAUGAGAAGGAGCUCAUCAGAAGCUCCACAGUUACAAGUUGUUACCAAAGGCUUUGAAGGGAAAGAUGAAUGUUGCAGUAAUGUUGAACUCAACACAGUUUGGGUUCAACGUUACGUGCUGUAAGUGUUGAUCAAUGGAUGUUGUGCUUGCUAUGGACCUUUUUUCUACAUCUCGAAUAAGCAACUUUUUCUUAUUUUGAAAAUCACUUGAAUAAACAAAACCUGUUUAAUCAUACGAGCAAACUAAUUCUGGCCGGGUAAAAAGAAACAAAAGAGACGGAGUGAGCAGGAACAUGCAGCGUAGCGGACCACAUCUGUCUGUACCCUUCACUGACCAUGUGGUCUUGCUUGGCUGCCUGAGCUGACACUGUGCGGUAUUGGCUCUUGACUGUCGAAAUGCACGCUGACAAAAACUCUUUUGGAUGUUUUUGCCCUUAAAGGAUUAGCCUGCUCCAGGUUACGCAGCACACACUGCUGUGCUGCUCCCUUUAAUUACAAAGAGAGAGCCUCUCACCAGCCUUUUGGUUCUGUUCCCCGUACCUGUUUGUCCUCAGUGUACCUCCUCAGUGUAAUGUUGCUCUCUUGAUACCUCUGUGUGUUUCUCCUCUGCCCAUCACCAUCAGUUGCCUGUUGUAGUGACUCCAUGGUGCUGCUUCCCCUCUCAGCACCAGUAUAAUCUAAUCUGUAAAUAACUCUCGACUCAGCUAUGGCCAGUACAUUCUCUUAUGACCUCACUCUAACCCUCAGAUGUCGUUUUGUUUUUAUCUCUCAGCAAACCAAAAUCACUACAUUCAAGUAUUACAGUUGUACAGUUCCUCGGAUUCUACACACAUUCAAUGUGCUGGUCUUAGCUGCUCUGCUGUACCUUUUUAUGGCAUUAUUUUUUACAUGUUAGACAAUAUAUUGUGACCAUGUCCUAUGCAAAUAUGAAAAAUAACAGAUUGUUGAAUAAUGUAUGUUGUCAUAACUUGUAUGCAUGAAAUAGUGAAGUUUACAUUUGGAAAUAAAUUCAUAAAAUAAGCAGCUACAA